AUGGCAUUGUGCCAAUAUUCAGAGCUUGUGGGAGGACCGUGUGGUCCUAGUUUAGAAAAUAGAUCUUCCACUCAUUGUGUAACAAUUGGAGAAUGCGAUAAGAACGUUAAAGAUCAUCUAAAUCACUACAAAGUGUGGGACACUAGCGUGAACUCUGAGGAAAAGCUUUUGCUGGCACAAGCAGGUAAUACUUAUAAUUUUAUUACAUGUACGGUACAAUCAGAAAUCGUGCACACUUGGUCUAGAUAUAUUCUUGUUUCAUUUGUUCAAACUCCCUGUUCAACGACAAUUAGGCAUAGUUGAUUCAGAUGUAGUAUCGAAACUUUUACAAGCGGUGGAAGGAUCCCCAUCUGACAGUGACCUAAAUUUCGUGAGGUUUCAGAUAGUGGAAUAAUAAUCAUGCUCGAUUUAUUUUUCAAGGUAUCUUUAAGGUGGAUGAUGUCAGCCGUGCCGUUACGGUAUGUCCAAGGCAUCGUGAAAGUUUUGGAAUCAGAUGGCGGUCCAAUAAAAAAAAGUUGCACAUGUCCAAUUGAAUGGGCGCUACACAAGACCGUAAAAGGAGACCGCAGAAACUCCUCGAAGGCGGAUGUGCUUCAAUAUCUAUUCAGGCCGAAGCGAUGUCUCAGGAGGGCAGCACACCGCUCCCAGUGGGUUGGGCCCUGAGCUCAUCUAAGAAGGGGAAUCGUUUCAGUGAUACCCAGAAACGUUACCUCAAAGACAAGUUUAUGAUUGGUCAAUAAGCAGGCUACAAGCAAGAUCCAGCAGUCGUAGCACAUGACAUGCGCUUCGCUCGAAACAAUAAAGGAGCAAGACUGUUUACUGUUCAGGAAUUUUUGACCGCCAGACAAAUCCAGUCUUUCUUCUCGAGGAGGGCUGCAAAAUUACGACGUCAGGGGCAGUCGACAUGCGAGACCAACCUGGAGCCUAAUGAUGACGAUAUAGCUGCAGCAGAAGAAGAACAGGCCUGCGAGGACAUUCGUACGCUAGUCCUUAGCGAAGUCCAGCUCCGCCAUCCUAUCGUGUUCGACACCUACAAUCUGUGCAAAGAAAGUAAGCUGAAUAAACUAAGCAUACCCAUGCUUCGGAAUGUCUGCGAUCAUUUUGACAUAAACAUGGAAGCCCGGCACUACUUCUGGGCGCAAAGCCCCUUACAUCGCAAAGAUAACAGAACUAGUUGA
Messenger RNA from Paramuricea clavata, 1178 nucleotides. NCBI's taxonomy places the organism in Eukaryota, Metazoa, Cnidaria, Anthozoa, Malacalcyonacea, Plexauridae. The record is from the annotation of a GenBank genome assembly.